Messenger RNA from Tetrahymena thermophila SB210, 417 nucleotides. RefSeq lists its product as hypothetical. The record is from RefSeq and is a predicted model, not a curated record. Lineage: Eukaryota; Ciliophora; Oligohymenophorea; Hymenostomatida; Tetrahymenidae. The transcript has a single exon.
AUGACUACUAUGCAUAGAUUUUUAGACAAUUUAUAUGAGCUCAGCAUUUUAAGUAGAAAUGGAUUGAAUGUAAUGUAAGAGUUUUUGAGAGUUUGUGAAAGAAAUUCUGAUUUAGAAGAUUAAGUUAUUUGCAAAUUAGCUAGUUAUUUUAAAUCAUUGAGUGCCUCAGAUUGUUAUGAUUUAUCAAGUAGAUUAUUCUAAAAUUUCAAACAAUAAUAAGAAGCCUAAAGCAGCAACGAUGUAUACAACUAGUAGACAUUUGCUCCUUUUAAUCAACAAAAACUUCCAUGUAAAAACUAAAAAAAAUAAUUACAAAAUCUGCAAAAUAAGGAAAAUAAAAAUAAUACCUUGCAAUUAUUAUCACCUAAUUUGAAUAAUAAAUUAGAUUUUAACAUAAAAAAGUAUGAUUGGAAAUGA